GGCCGCUGUCUGGGGUUUCUUACGUAAUUGGUGCCACUGCGACUGUCAGCUGAUCCCGCCACUCGACUCGAGCCGAGCGCUUGGCACUUACAGUUGAAGACUCACCGGUACGGAAGGAGUACGUGCCUGCUGUCCUUCCUUAGACCCGUAUACUUGCCUGGCAACAUGUCUCUCUUGAUAGACUCCCUCAUUACAAUCUGCAAUGUAUCAACGAUAGGCCUGUGUGGCUUUAUGAAGGUUCCCCAGAUCAUUGCCAUCAUAAAGGCGAGAUCAACAAAGGGGCUAAGUUUGACGAGUUUGAUGUUGGAGCUGACCAGUUACACCAUCAUGUUGAGUUACAACAUUUACUCUGGCUACUCCUUCAGCUCCUACUUUGAAUAUCCUUUAAUGGUUACUCAAGAUGUGGUGAUGCUAGUGGUGUUCCUUUUAUUCACUGGCCGCCUCUCCCCAACUCUCCUAGUACCAGCUACUGCUGCCGUUUACUUUGCAUACUCUGUAGCUUCAGGCAGCCUUCCUCAUGCUCUCAUCACUACUCUUGUGGGUCUGUGUACACCCAUAUCAGCCAGCAGCAAGGUGAUGGCACUCUUCACUAUCAUUCGCAUCAAGAACUCGGCUACUGUGUCUGUGUCAUCCUUGUCUAUCUCUGCUUACACCUGUUUCACUCGGUUAUUCACCAUUUAUGUGGAGUCAGCAGAUCCAGCACUUCUGAUGAAUUUUGGAAUGAGUCUAAUGCUCAACUUUUGUCUCAUCACUGCAGCCAUCAUUUACAAACCAAAAAAGAAAGAUGACUAAAUGCUCCUCAUCACAUCACUUAAAAGAAGAGAGAGAGGGAGGUGUAGAUAAUAAUAACACUAAGGUAAGACACCAAUAGGACUGAUAUCUGUUGUUCAGUUUCAUGUUUUGUAUCUGUUUUGGGAGGACAGACAUCUUUAGUUAUUCUUAUAUUUUUCAUAUUCCUAUUUAAAAGAGUAAAGGAUAUUGUCCUGUUAUAUUUAAGCAACAGUUAGAUGAGGUGUGAAACAUUCCCAAAGGAAAUUAUGUAACUUUUAAGUUUAGGAACUAAAUAGAAAAUAAAAAUCAAUUUACAAUUUUGUAUAAACAUCUGUGAGUUAUGCUUUCAGAGUUGUCAAACUGUUCUAACAGGACAGCUUAGUUUCAGCUCAUCACACAUACAAAUGAAACCAUUCCAAUUUUUCACUUUUUACUGAAGUUGUAACAGUUAGCUUUUUAUUUUAUAAGGGUAUGGUGAUGUUUCCACAUGCUGUCUGUUACACCAUGUGAAGCAUAGUAAAUACAAUCUAAAUUGUGUGUGUGUAAUAUAUAUAUAUAUAUAUAUAUAUAUAUAUAUAUAUAUAUAUAUAUAUAUAUAUAUAUAUAUAUAUAUAUAUAUAUAUAUAUAUAUAUACUAGUGGUAUAGACAGUUGCUUGACUUGGAGAAACUCAUUAUUCAAAAUUUUGUUAUAUAAAUGAUAUUUCUUAAUAAUUUAGUUUCCUAUUCAUUCUCUUUAUUACCUGAAUCUUACUUGGUUUUGGGCCUGCUAUAUGUGUGUAUUUAACUAGUUGUAUAUUACAGAGUUUGAGUGGGACUCAUAAAGACCUGUCUUUAUUUGUAAUUUUAUCCAACUUUUCCUUAAAUUUAUGCACAUUUCUGCUGUUACAAUCUCUUUUCUUAAGCCGUUCUAGAUGUCCACUGUCCUAUGUGGAAAACAAAACUUUUUAGUGUUCCUCAAACAUUGACUUUUCAUGAUCUUAGAGUGUCUUCUUAUUCAUGUAUCUCUAUCUUCAAUCAGUGAUACCAGGUCUUGUCUGUCUAUCUUUUCCAUACUAUUCACUAUCUUAUACAUCAUUGUUAGAGCUCUCUCUCUCCUGUCUAUCCUUCAAAGUUGAUAGUUCCAUUUCCUUCACUCUUUCUUCAUAGGGAAGGUCUUUUUUUUUUUUAUUUCUUUGUAGUUUUCCUUUGAAUUCUUUCUAGCUUUGUGAUGUCCUUGUGCAUGUGUGGUGACCCCACCACUGCUGCAUAUUUGAGUCUAGGUCUUAUCAUAGUGGUUAUGAUCUUUUCAUCGUAUUGUUAUCCAUGUAAUUGAACACCACCCUGAUAUUUGUUAGAGUCUUGUACAUUGAAGCAUAUGUGUCUUUCUGGGAUCAGGGUCUUUUUUAUAACCACUCUUUCUCUUCCUCUUCAUUAUAAUCUUCCCAUUUUAUAUUCACACAUAGGUCUUCCAUUACUUAUACCCAUUUCCAUCACAUGACAUUUCCUGGCAUCAAAUUCUAAUUUUCACUUUUGGAUCCAUUCCCUGAUCUUGUCAAUAUCUGUCUGCAUUUUCGUACAGUCAUUAUUGUUCCUUAUUACUCUCAAGAGUUUUGCAUUGUCUGCAAACAAAUUCAUGUAACAACUCAAGCCCUCUUAUAUAUUGUUAAUACAUAUGUAUUUAGAACAUUAUUGGUGCCAGCACUGAACCUAGUGGUAUGCCACUAGUUACUGUGCUCUAACUUGAUGGGGUGUCUCUUAUCACUCUUCAUUUCUCUUUCUGUUAAGUAGUGUGUCAUCCAGCUUAAGAUACUUUCCUGUAUUCCUCUUAUGUGUUCAAUUUUCCAUAGAAGUCUUCUAUGUGUUACUCCACCAAAAGCCUUUUUAAUAUCUAAAUUGACUGUGUCAAGCCAUCCAUCUCUCCCUUGUACCUCAUCCAUUACUCUUGUAUAGAAACUUAAUAAAUAUGUUUUACCUG
Messenger RNA from Portunus trituberculatus (swimming crab), 2726 nucleotides. RefSeq names its product solute carrier family 66 member 3-like. The transcript has 4 exons. The coding region runs from base 166 to 792 and encodes 208 amino acids. NCBI's taxonomy places the organism in Eukaryota, Metazoa, Arthropoda, Malacostraca, Decapoda, Portunidae. The record is from RefSeq and is a predicted model, not a curated record.